This is a messenger RNA of Sabethes cyaneus, 1881 nucleotides long. RefSeq lists its product as uncharacterized. The coding region runs from base 1 to 1881 and encodes 626 amino acids. Gene Ontology annotation, cellular component: membrane. Gene Ontology annotation, molecular function: glutamate-gated receptor activity. The record is from RefSeq and is a predicted model, not a curated record. NCBI's taxonomy places the organism in Eukaryota, Metazoa, Arthropoda, Insecta, Diptera, Culicidae. The transcript has 2 exons.
AUGCGUAUCGCGCAAGCAUUGCAUCGGAAAGCUUGGGGUUCGAUCAACAUUCCGAAUUAUAUGGCAGCGAUGCAAUCGUUGGUCGUGAACAUGGUUGCCAUUCUACUGAAAGCAUUUCAGAAUCCUUUCGAGCCAACCGUGUUUCAGCAGAGAGCCGCAUCUCAGGGUGCAGCAGAACAAUUACAAGCAGAUCUUAUCAACGACGUGAUCGGGCAACUGAACGGGCUCAUAGCCGUACAGUUGGGUGUUUCAACAGAGCAAACUUUGCGCAGACCUUGGAGCAGGAAUGUCUUUGUCGUGGACAAGCACGAAACUUUUUCGGAGUUACUCGAGGAGCUCUCGGAGGAAAAGUACGAUACGGCUGGAAGGUUCUUGGUAGUGCAGAGUGGUCUGCUGACUGAAACUGAUGCUCGAUUGGUGUUUGAGGAUCUGUGGAAAGUACGUAUCGUCAAUGUCGUAUUGGUUGGAAACACCAGUAACGGAACUCAGCUGUGGUCAUACGUUCCAUACCGGAAGGGAAGCUGUGGUUUGGUUAACCUAGCUAACGUUAAAUCAUCGGAUACCGUAGACGUACUGUUCCCGGACAAAACUAAAUCCUUCCAUGGAUGCGGGUUCAAUGUAGGAUCAUUUGAAACGUGGCCUUUUACCAUCAUGCAGUACUCCGAUUCUAACUCGACAGAAAUGAGUGGUUUCGAGGGUGAUCUGCUGGAGGUACUGAGCAAGAAAUUGAACUUCGAAGCUACGAUCGUGGAACCGGAGAACGGUGAACAAUGGGGUUAUGCACUGAAGGAAAACAGUACCGGUUUGGUGGGAAUGAUUCAACGGGAGGAAGUAGACUUCGGAAUCUCCUGCUUGGGGAUAUCUCUGGCCAGAAACGAAAUCCUGAGAGCGGGCAUUGCUCACUAUACGACAGCUUUGGUUCUAGCCGUUCCCAAGGGACGUCCCUAUACGGCAUUUGAGAAACUGUUUCUACCGUUCAAAGCAAGUGUAUGGUUGUUCAUGGCUGUUUUCCUCAUAGGGGCCAUCACUGUGAUUAUGGUAGUUGAACAUAAAAACGAUAGCGUGCAGGCUUUUGUCUAUGGCAAAAAUGUACGCUUUCCCUUUAUGAAUUUACUUCAAGUUUUCUUCGGGAUUUCGAUUCCCGUUACUCCUUCAAGAAACUUUGCACGAACGCUCUUGUUUAUGUGGAUGAUCCUUUCUCUAGUGUUACGAACCUGCUAUCAGGGAGCAAUGUAUCGGUACCUGCAGAAGAAGUCAACCUUGCCCCCGUCGCAGACAUUGGCAGAAAUUGACCAAACCGGCGCUUUGUACUACGUAGUGGAAUCGGCUGAACGCUAUUACGAAGCAGUUCCGCACCGCUAUAAAAGGGUUCGACAUCUACCACAGGAGCACAACAACAUCAUCCGUCGCUUGGAGUGGAUGAUCAACCACCCGCAGUCUCGGGACGUAGUGAUGGGUGCCUUGGACCAUAUGGCCUACCACAACCGGCUGUACCGAAGGCGGGGUGGCUUCCAGCCCAUCUGUCCCGAGUUCAUUUCUACCUACACGGUCGCCAUCUACUAUCCGAAACGAUCCAUACUGACAGAACAGUUUGAUGCUCAAAUUCAGCACAUUCAAGCCGCCGGACUGAUGAACUUCUGGAUUAGCCAAUACGGAGAUUACGACUUUUUCCGGCGACCGAGAGAAACCUCUCAGCCGAAGCGGCUCAACAAUGAGCAUCUUCUGGUCGCCUAUGAAAUGGGCGGGGUAAUGUUGACCGCUAGUGGAGUUGUGUUCGGGUUGGAACUAGCUUCCAGAAGGUUUAGAAUUCUGAAACUAGUGCUGGAUAGCUUUAAUAAUGUGAACAAUCGAAAACAAUCUUCAUCAAUCAAUCAAAAAUAA